This is a messenger RNA of Lathyrus sativus (Indian pea), 1866 nucleotides long. The record is from the annotation of a GenBank genome assembly. NCBI's taxonomy places the organism in Eukaryota, Viridiplantae, Streptophyta, Magnoliopsida, Fabales, Fabaceae.
AUGGAAGAUAUUGAGUCUCAAACAAUUCACAAGGAGACAUUGCAUGAAGAAGCACCUGUUGUUUUGCACAAAGCAAAACGUCCUGUGAUUCUUAAGUUUGAUGAUGUUGUGUACAAAAUCAACAUUAAAAGUGGUGGAUUAUUCAAGAAGAAUGUUAAAGUAGAAGAGAAAACAAUACUAAAAGGAGUAAACGGAGUUGUUGAACCAGGUGAGAUGCUAGCCAUGUUAGGUCCAUCAGGAAGUGGAAAAACAACACUAUUAACAGCCUUAGGAGGAAGACUUGGUGGAAAGCUUCACGGGAAAAUAACAUACAAUGGACAACCUUUUUCUAAUGUCAUAAAAAGAAACACAGGUUUUGUUACACAAGAUGAUGUUCUUUACCCUCACUUAACAGUAACAGAAACCCUAGUUUUCACAGCACUUCUUAGAUUACCAAAUACUCUCACAAAACAAGCCAAAGUUGCACUUGCGAAAAACGUUAUUGAUCAACUUGGAUUAACAAAGUGCGAAGAUAGCGUCGUUGGAAAUACUACUCUUAGAGGAGUUUCUGGUGGAGAGAGGAAAAGGGUUAGUAUUGGACAAGAAUUGCUUAUAAACCCUAGUUUGUUGUUUCUUGAUGAACCAACUUCUGGUUUGGAUUCUACUACAGCACAGAGAAUUGUAUCGACUUUGUCGGAGUUAGCAAGAGGCGGAAGGACUAUUGUGAUGACAAUUCAUCAACCUUCAAGUAGAUUAUAUUAUACGUUUCAUAAAGUUUUAUUGCUUGCUGAAGGGAAUGUUGUGUAUUUCGGAAAAGGGUCUGAAGCUAUUCAACAUUUUUCUAAUAUUGGUUAUGCUCCUGCUAUGGCUAUGAACCCUUCAGAUUUCCUCUUGGAUCUUGCAAAUGGUAUCUACACCGAUGACGCUAAUCAUGACCAUAUCAUAGACAAGCAAAAACUGAUUUCAGCAUUUAAGAGUAACUCUGAUGGACAGUUGAAGGUAGAAGAACAUCACGAAAUCAACGACUCUGAUGGUAGAUUUCAAGAGACAGGUUCUGAGAAAUGGCCUACUAGCUGGUCACAACAAUUCUUUGUAUUGUUAAGAAGAGAUGUUAAAGAGAGAAAAUAUGAAUCAUUUUCUGUCCUUAAGAUUUGUCAAGUUCUUGUGGUUGCAGUUAUUUCAGGACUACUUUGGUAUAAAUCCGAUACAUCACACAUGCAGGAUCAGAUUGGACUAUUAUUCUUCAUAACAGGCUUUUGGGGAUUUUUCCCACUCUUCCAAGCAAUCUUCACAUUCCCUCAAGAACUAAUGAUGCUAGAAAAAGAAAGAUCCUCAGGAAUGUACAGACUGUCCUCCUACUUCAUCUCAAGAAUGGUAGCUGACCUACCAAUGGAGCUAAUCCUCCCAACAGUCUUCCUUCUCAUAACAUAUUUCAUGGCAGGACUCAAGGCAACGGCGCUAAACUUCUUCGAAACACUCUUCAGCCUCUUAUUGAAUGUGUUGGUUGCACAAGGACUAGGACUUGCACUUGGUGCUGUUGUACUUGAUCAAAAAUCAGCAACAACACUUGCAUCAGUGUUGAUGCUAGUUUUCUUACUAGCUGGUGGAUUCUAUGUUCAGAAUGUUCCAAAGUUCAUAGAUUGGGUGAAGUAUAUUUCUAUUAGCUACUAUACAUAUCAGCUAUUUAUUGGAUCACAGUUUCAUAGUGGAGACACAUACCCUUGUUCUGAAGGUCAGUGUCCUAUUGAAGAGUUUCCUCCUAUAAAACAAGUAGGGUUUGAUUUGAAUGCACAAUGGAUAGCUGCAAUGGCUCUAGUAAUAAUGCUAAUUGGUUAUAGACUUAUAGCUUAUUUUGCUCUUACGAGGAUUGGAAUCACAAAGAAAUAG